Messenger RNA from Nakaseomyces glabratus, 1404 nucleotides. RefSeq names its product asparagine--tRNA ligase SLM5 (gene SLM5). Gene Ontology annotation, cellular component: mitochondrion. Gene Ontology annotation, molecular function: asparagine-tRNA ligase activity; nucleic acid binding; ATP binding. NCBI's taxonomy places the organism in Eukaryota, Fungi, Ascomycota, Saccharomycetes, Saccharomycetales, Saccharomycetaceae. The record is from RefSeq and is a predicted model, not a curated record. Gene Ontology annotation, biological process: asparaginyl-tRNA aminoacylation.
AUGAUUAGAUAUAUUGCCAAGCGGCAUGUAUCGAUUAAGACCUUAUAUGACUCAGUGCCCAAAGAUGGCCAGAAAUUAGAUAUGGUCAACGGAUGGGUGAGAUCGGUGAGACUGAUGAAGAAAGUUGCGUUUGUAGACUUAUAUGACGGCUCAUCAAAUAAGGAUGUCAAAAUUGUGAUCAAGAAUCCACAAGAAUCUUCUUUGGUUAGGCACCUUAAAACAGGUCAAUGUAUAUCAGUCGAUUCACCGUUGCUGAAAAUCACUCAAGGGUCUAGGAUUCAACCAUUUGAACUGUUGGUUGAGGACUCUGUUAAGGAUCUGAAGCUAUUGGGUGAUGUAGAGACCAACUAUCCACUACAAAAGAAAAGCCACUCACUUGAGUUUCUCAGGACGUUACCAACUUUAAAACAUAGGUCACUAUUCUAUGGUUCAAUACUAAGAUUUCGAUCGCAUAUGGAAGAAUAUGCUAUUAACUUCUUCAACAAACAGGAGAACUUCUUGAAAGUUAGUCCACCAAUUUUUACCACAAAUGACUGUGAAGGUGCAGGUGAACAGUUUGAAGUGAAAUCUAGUGUCUUGGAGAAUAAAAAGGCUUUCUUAACAGUAUCUACGCAAUUACACCUUGAAAUAUUAUCGAUGGCAAUUGCAAAUUGUUGGACUUUAUCACCAUGCUUCAGAGCAGAAAAGAGUGCUACCCCAAGACAUUUGAUGGAGUUCUGGAUGCUGGAAGCAGAGAUGAGCUUCAUUGACAACUUAGACCAGCUUUUAGAUUUCACAAGAAACUUUUUACAAAGUAUGGUUACUCAGUGCUACGAGAAUAGAGAGGAUUUAUUGCCGGACAAUAUAUCAACCCUCAUAAAUAAAGAAAAGAUACUUGAAAGAUGGCAAAUGCUAAGGAAUUCUGAAAAUUGGAAAAGGAUCACAUAUACAGACGCUAUACAAAUUCUUAAAGAGAAGCAUUCACAGGAGCCCUUCCCUAGAUACAAGCCUAAAUGGGGGGAAGCGUUACAAACUGAACAUGAAAAAUGGCUAGCUGAGAAAUAUUUCCAGAGUCCAGUUUUUGUUACUGAUUACCCAAUGGACUGUAAAGCAUUUUACAUGAAGUCAAACGAAGACGGUAAGACUGUGGCAUGCUUUGACCUUCUUGUCCCCGAAAUGGGAGAAAUCAUUGGAGGAAGUAUGAGGGAGGAUAACUACGAGUCCCUACAAUAUCAGAUCAAAAAAAGAGGCAUGAAUAAUACAGGUGAAUUGGAUUGGUACGUUAACUUACGUAAACAAGGUGUGGCACCACACGGCGGCUUUGGCCUCGGAUUUGAGAGAUUUAUUUCUUACUUGCUGGGCAUUCAGAAUAUUAAGGAUACCAUUCCAUUCCCUAGAAGUGCCAGUUCAUCUAUAGACCUGUAA